GAGGCUGUGAGCGCAAAGUCAGUUCACUUUUGGUCGGUCUACCAGUGCAGGUCUCCAAUACACUCUUCCGUUUUAUGUAUAUCAGGACACUUAACAACUGAAUCAAUGUCUCCCUCGGUGUCCCCUAAUUUCUUCUCAGAAAAAGAGGUUGCCCGGCAUUGCACCAAGGACUCGUGUUGGGUAUUGUUAGGGACUCGGGUCUAUGAUGUGACAGGAUUCCUUCGAAUGCACCCUGGUGGGGAGGCUCUGAUUUUACGCCGCUCUGGGACGGACAUAAGCCGGGAGCUGGAGGGACCCCCACACCGCCACUCAGAGAACGCCAGGCGAUGGAUGGAGCAGUACUACAUCGGUGAAUUGGACAGAGACAGUACACAAGACAGACAGACACUGAGGGAGAGGAGGAAGGUUCCGGAGCACGUGAGGGAGGAAGAGGUUUCAGGCGCCAAUCUCUGCAGCAAAGUGGACCCUGAGACGGACCUGGUGGACUGGGAGAAGCCCCUGGCCUGGCAGGUGGGCCACCUGGGGGAGAACUACGACACCUGGGUGCACCAGCCCGUCGACCGGCCCAUCCGCCUCUUCGAGUCGCCUCUGAUGGAGGCCAGCACCAAGACCUCCUGGUACAUGGUGCCUAUUGUUUGGAUGCCACUGGUGUUCUAUCUGAGCUGGUACUGCUACAACAUCCUGGCACAGGAGAAGACCAGAUUUUCCCUCACAACAGAAUACACCUUCCUGGUGCACAGGUACUCUUUCCCGAUCUUAUUCAUGUUUGGGAUGUUCCUGUGGUCCUUCAUUGAGUACUGCAUCCAUCGCUUCGUGUUCCACAUGCGCCCGCCCGCCCACAACUAUUACCUCAUCACCCUGCACUUCCUGCUGCACGGGCAGCACCACAAGUCCCCAUUUGACGGCUCGCGGCUGGUCUUCCCGCCUGGAUUGGCCUCUCCGGUCAUCGCGGGAUUCUACCUGCUGAUUCGCCAGCUGUUCCCCGAGGGGGUGGGCCUGUCGAUCUUUGUGGGCGGGCUGUGUGGAUACGUGGUGUACGACAUGAUCCACUACUACCUGCACUACGGCGCCCCCCGGAAGGGCUCCUACAUGUACGGCCUCAAGGCCUACCACGUCAAGCACCACUUUGAGCACCAGACAGCCGGGUUUGGAAUCACCACCACAUUCUGGGACCACCCCUUCAACACUUUAAUCCCGGACGAGACCUUCGAUAAGAGUCAAUGACCAGAGGCGGCCCCCCCUCCCUGGCACGCCCCCUCCCUCUCCCAUCCCGCCCAACCGCUUCCACGCUCUUUGCUUUCCCCCUCGCGGUUAGGCCCGCCCUCCUGAUUCCACUUCCUGUCCCAACAGCCAAUCACAGCAGGGAAUUCUCCCGCCAAUUACACAGCCUGGGGGAGGGGCUAAUAUAUGUACAUUUAUUUAUUGAUUCGUUGAUUCAUUAAAAUGUCGAUGGAGAGUUUCUAAACAAAGAUGAAAAAGGGAAGCGAGAUUAAUAUGUUUAGACGUCACUUCCUGUUGUCUGUAACUUACACUAGUGGCCUGAGCAACACAGGAGAGAAGAUGGAGAGGGAGGAAGUGCAAGAGGGCCAGGGAACGUGGAAGAGAGAAAUUAUGAGAGAGAGAGAUAUAUAGAGAGUGAAUGAGAGAAUGGGAGCAAGAGGGAGUGAGUGCGAGAGAGCGAGUGAGAGAUAGAGGGAGAAAGAGAGAGAGAACUGUUAAGGUGCCCCCUUCCUUCCAUGGGCAGGUGUAAGCAUUGUGGCUGAAACCUCACCUUGUUAAUCACUUCAAAUCAGUGGACUUAUGGAGGAAGGGAGGUCACUACUUCAGAAUGUUUGGAAGGGGCCCUGCGAGGAGCCGUCCAGGCCAGUGCCUGAUAAAAAACCUUCACAUCUGAGUGGUGUGAGCGCUCUCUCCUUCUCUCUGCUGCCACUGCUGCUACUAAAGACCUGCUCCAUGUCUGUACACGUCUGUAUAUGUCUGUAUUUGUCUGUACACGUCUGGGUCUGUGUAUACGUCUGUACACGUCUGAGUAUACUUCUGUGCAAACCAGGCGAAGGAAAAAGGAUAGUGGUGUGCGUGUGUAUGUCUGUGUGGUUUUGCAUGUUCAGUGUGUUUGUAUGUGUGCAGGUGUGUCUGUGCUUGCGGGUUGCGAUGGAUACCUCAGAACCCAGAGAACAUGAAGCAGGGCCCGGCACUCCUUCCUGCAGAGGCGGGGCUUACGGACGGUACGGUGAGGGGAUCGGACACUAGGGGGCGCUGUUUCCGGCCCCCCCCCUGUGUCUUUAUUUCUCAUUGGUCCCCACGGCUCCUUUCUGGAUGAUGAUUGGCUCAUGAGUCCGACUGCAGGAGGAAGUCCCGCCGGCCCACAGCAGAUUUCUCUGCCCGCUUCUGACGGUUCAGUAACCCGUAGCAUCAGGUCCCCCCCCCCUCCCCCACCCAAAACUACCAGAACCGCAUCCCUUAACCACAGGUGUACCGCGCGUGACUCGCAAAAACCGCCAUGUGCCUUCGCUCUCUGCCUCUGCGUGGGGGGGGGGGGGGAGGUUCAGGGUCUGCUGGGUGGAGCCAGGCGUGAUGUGGGCGGGCUCAAACGGAGGCGGGGCUUAACUGGCAGGGGAGAGGCGGGGCAUCUGUGUUCAGGCCCCACCUUUCAGGGGAGGUUCUCUCAACACUAAAUUCAUAUUUUUGAUAUUCUCGCAAGCUUUCGGACCCCUAAAAACCCCCCACCUACUUAUUUGACAGCAGGGGAGUAGUCCCAGCCUCACCUCGGACCCCGCCCACGUUUCCCCCCGCCCAAUGGCUGCCUGCACUGCCUGAUGGUCCCCUCCCCCCACCCCAGACAGCAGCAGAGUCUGCUGUCAUGUUGGAGGAGCUGCUUUCUAGUCAAAUAAAAGUAUAUAUAUAAUACAUAAAUAUAUAUACAUACAAUAUGAAUAUACCAGCUUUACUGGAGACAAAUGCAUAAAGAGGUAUCCCUUUUAACUAAAUUAUGCUUAUAAUUUUUCUAAAUCUGUUUACUACAAGAUAUUUUUAAAACUAUUUCUUUUUGAAUUUUAAAUGUCUAUGCAAAACAAAAUGUAUUUGUAAAUAAAUGUGUGUAUAUUUCUGAA
Conger conger (European conger) is the source of this 3110-nucleotide messenger RNA. It is a transcript of the gene fa2h, whose product is annotated as fatty acid 2-hydroxylase. The transcript is spliced from 7 exons. Bases 106 to 1224 code for a protein of 372 amino acids. Gene Ontology annotation, molecular function: heme binding; iron ion binding; fatty acid 2-hydroxylase activity. NCBI's taxonomy places the organism in Eukaryota, Metazoa, Chordata, Actinopteri, Anguilliformes, Congridae. The record is from RefSeq and is a predicted model, not a curated record. Gene Ontology annotation, biological process: fatty acid metabolic process; lipid biosynthetic process. Gene Ontology annotation, cellular component: membrane; endoplasmic reticulum.